UCCGCAUCCAUCCCUCCGUCACAGGAAUAAACAAACACACAAACAAACGGGGGAGGAGAUCGUCCUCCAGACAUGUAGACCUGAACCAGACCUGCAGAUCUGGACCAGGACCAGGACCAGGACCAGGACCAGGACCAGGUCUGGGGGUCCUCAGGACCUGAGACAUCAUGGGGAACCAGGAGGCCAAGCAGAGACGAGCGGCUUCGGCGGCGGCUAACGGCAGCUACCCGUCCCUGGAGGAUGGAUGGAGAGACGGAGGAGGAGGAGGAGGAGGAGACGUGAAAAAAGGGGGGAGGAAGAACAACAACAGCCGGGCGGAAAACACCGGCCGGAAGAAGAGCAAGUCCGAGUCCAAGUCGUCCGUCUUCUCCCUCCGGAAGAGGAAGAGCAACCUGCGGGGACGAGGAGGAGACGCGUCCAUCGCUAACUCCAGGGAGGACGUGCUGCUAGCGGAGGCUCCCCGGGGCCCGCCGGAGAUCAGGGGGGGCCAUGUGGGGGAACCGGGACGUCUGGACCAGGAGGAGGCUGCGUUUCCAGGGAGACGGGGCUCGGAGGAGGCGGCUAGGACGCCGGGGGGGCCGUCCCCGGGGCCCCCGGGGCCCCCCGAGGAGCCCAAGGCCAGCUCCGGGUCCGACACCGACAUCUACAGCUUCCACUCGGCCAGCGCCGACCACGAGGACCUGCUGGCCGACAUCCAGCUGGCCAUCCGGCUGCAGCAGGAGGGUACCAGGGCCACCGAGCAGGGUACCAGGACCGCCGAGCAGGGUACCAGGACCGCCGAGCAGGGUACCAGGGCCGCCGAGCUCCCCGGGGGGGCCUUGACCUCCAGUCCCCCGCCGGAGGGCCACGAUGGGACUCCAGAGCUGGAGGAACUGGAGCUGGGAUCGGACGCCUUGUCCUUCCUGGAGACGGGGACCCUGUGCCGGUCCGAGAGCCCGCCCCUGCGGGGCCCCGUCACCCCCCAGGCCGGGCCCCCCCUGCAGGAGGAGACAAUGACGGGACAUAAACACGCCGAAAGCCUCUCAGAGACUCCAGGGCCGCUGCAGAGGGGGGGGGCGGGGGCCCCCCCGGUCACCACGAUCACCACGGUAACCACCAGCCCCCCCGAACCCCCGCCUGACACCGUGGAGGAGUGUCUGGAGGUGACGGCGGAGGAUGGGACGGAGGACGGGACGGAGGACGGGACGGAGGACGUGGGCCCCCCCGGGGGGGUCGCGGACAGUUUUAGCUCCGGACCGGGUUCAGGGCCGUUCAACGAGGGGGGGGACGAGGGCUGGGGGGGCCCCCCGGGGUCGGCCACCAGCGCAGAGUCCCUGGACUCGGAGGCCACCGUGUCGGAGGCUCACCUGAGCACCUGCUGCACCUCGUUCCCCCACCAGGAGAGAAGGGCCCGGCGGCCCCCCCGGAGCCCCCACGCCGUCAAACCCUACCCCCCCAUCUUCCCGUCCUACAUCAAGACCACCACGCGGCAGCUGAGCUCGGCCGGACACUCGCCGUCCCCGUCCUCGUCCCCGUCACACAGCCCGCUGUCGCUGCGCAGGGGACACCGCCACAGGACGACGGCCGAUCAGGAAACCGGCAGAGUUCGCUCUCGCGGCUUCAGACCGCUGAGUCGCUCGGCCGACUGGACGGAGGAGCUGGACCGGAGGCUGAAGGAGGACGGAGGUUCAGGAGACGAUCUGAUUGGCUACCGGGGAGGAGGAGGAGGCAGCCAGCCCAUCUGUCCAACCAGAAGAUCCUCCUGCGGUCAGGGGCUACAGGACGUCUUCACAGGUCGUACUCUCCUGGAGAAGCUGUUCCUGCAGCAGCAGCAGCAGCAGGAGCAGCCGGAGGAGGCCGAGCGUCUCUGCUCCAGGAUCCUGGAGCUCGGCCUCCUGCUUCCCUUCAGCUCCUGCUUCAGGGAGCCGCCAGGCGGCGCUGCAGCAACCGUCACCUCCACUGCCGCCGCCGCCAAGUUUGAGCACGACCAGCUCUACACUUGGGCCUCCGUUAAUCAGGCGUCUCUGGAUCCUCUGGAGAAGAAACUGCUGAGUCAUGCUAAGAGUUCCUGGCCUCCCGUCAGGCCGGGCGACAACCAGAGCCGGAGUAAAUCCACCGAGGCUGAGCAUAAUGCGGCCAUCUUGGAUUCAAAGGAAAAAGAGAAGGAGGAGAGUUCAGAGGACGACCCGUCGGACCCGACUCAUCCGUCCGUCCGGCUGAAGGAGAAGCAGGUGAACGUGAUCCAGCAGCUGGAGCAGACGAUCGAGGACCUGAGGACGAAGAUCGCCGAGCUGGAGCGCCACCCCCCCCUGCUGGAUGAAGACAGUGUUAAACCCCCACCCGCCCAGACCACGGACCGGGAGGUCGGGGGGGACGAGGGCGGCCUGCUGGUCUCGCUCUGCGACGCCCACCUGCAGACCUCGCUGACCUCACUGAGCUCGCUGGACGUCAAGUCGGUGCAGACGUCGCCGCUGGAAGACGGCUUCGGGUUCAAGGUGCCGUUCGGCGGUUCGGGUGGAGGCGUGACGGAACCCCCGACCGGGCAGAACGGGUUCCCGUGUUCCUGCCGGCUGCUGCAUCCGCCGGGAACUACGCCCGGACCUGGACAGACUCUGGGUUCAGGUGUUCCUCACCCGCCGUGUCCGGGAGUCGCAGUCCCUCCUCCACCUCCUCCAUUACCGGGACUUGCAGUCCCUCCUCCACCUCCUCCACCUCCUCCGUUACCGGGACUUACAGGACUUGCAGUCCCUCCUCCACCUCCUCCGUUACCGGGACUUGCAGUCUCUCCUCCACCUCCUCCGUUACCGGGACUUACAGGACUUGCAGUCCCUCCUCCACCUCCUCCGUUACCGGGACUUGCAGUCCCUCCUCCACCUCCUCCGUUACCAGGACUUGCACUCCCUCCUCCACCUCCUCCGUUACCUGGACUACCAGGACUUGCAGGCCCUCCUCCACCUCCUCCGUUACCAGGACUUGCAGGCCCUCCUCCACCUCCUCCGUUACCAGGACUUGCAGGCCCUCCUCCACCUCCUCCGUUACCAGGACUUGCAGGCCCUCCUCCACCCCCGCCUCCACCACCCCCCCCAGGUUUUGGGGCCCCCCCUGCCCCUCCUCCUCCACCAGGGGCCGCUGGCCUCCCCUCGGGUCCAGGGUUCCUGGGUUCCCUGCCGCCCCCCCUACCACCGGGCCUGUUCUCUCUGGGUCUGGUUCAGGAGAAACCCCCCAGGAAAGCGGCCCUGGAGCCGCCCCGGCCCAUGAAGCCUCUCUACUGGACCCGGAUCCAGCUUCACAGCAAAAAGGAAGCUUCUUCUUCGCUGGUUUGGGAGGCCAUCGAGGAGCCGCCGGUGGACUUCGACGAGUUCGUGGAGCUGUUCUCCAAAACGGCGGUGAAGGAGAAGAAGCAGCCGCUCUCCGACACCAUAACAAAGUCCAAGGCCAAGCAGGUGAUGAAGCUGCUCAACAACAAACGUUCUCAGGCCGUCGGGAUUCUCAUGUCGUCUCUUCACCUGGACAUGAAGGACAUCCAGCACGCCGUCCUGAACUUGGACAACUCGGUCGUCGACCUGGAGACGCUGCAGGCGCUUUAUGAAAACAGAGCUCAACGGGACGAGCUGGAAAAGAUCGAGAAGCACGUGAAGUCGUCUAAAGACAAGGAUAACGCCAAGCCGCUGGACAAACCUGAGCAGUUUCUGUUCCAGCUCUCCCUCAUCCCAAACUUCUCCGGGAGAGUUUUCUGCAUCUUAUUCCAGUCCAGUUUCUCCGAGUGCAUGAUCUCCAUCACCAGGAAACUGGACACGCUGCAGAAGGUCUGCAAGGCGCUGCAGGAUUGUGAGCGAGUGAAGACAAUCCUGGGUCUCGUUCUGGCGUUUGGAAACUUCAUGAACGGAGGGAAUCGAACCCGAGGUCAAGCUGACGGAUUCACCCUCGACAUCCUCCCCAAACUCAAAGAUGUCAAGAGCAGCGACAGUGUGAGGAGUCUUCUGUCUUAUAUCGUCUCUUAUUACCUCAGACACUUCGAUCAGGACGCCGGGAAGGAGUCGUGCUUGUUUCCGCUCCCCGAGCCUCACGAUCUCUUCCAGACUUCACAGAUGAAGUUUGAGGAUUUCCAGAAAGACCUGACUCGUCUCCGGAAGGAUCUAAGAGAAUGUAAUUCAGAAGUGGAGAAAGUUUGUAAAGUUUCAGACGAGGAAAACCUGCAACCGUUCAAAGGGAAGAUGGACGACUUCCUAGCACAAGCAAAGAAUGAACUGGAGACGCUGGACACGCAACUCAGCAGCACGCACAAACUGUUCCUGGAACUCACCGUCUUCUUCUCCGUAAAAGCCAAGAUGGGAGAGAAGGAAGUUUCCGCCAACACCUUCUUCUCCGUCUGGCACGAGUUUUCCUCCGACUUCAAGGACCAAUGGAAGAAGGAGAACAAAGUUAUCCUGAAAGAGCGGUUAAAAGCGGCGGAGGAAAGUUUCCGGCAGGCCAAGGAGAAGGCGUCGUACAGCGUCAAACCCAAACACGCUUCUGGCAUCAAAGCUAAACUUGGGAUGAAGAUCUAAGAGGAAGACUCUGGUCCUGAUGGUUCAGUCUGGAGGAUGAAGAUCUAGAUCAGGGGUCUUCAACUGGGGGUUGGCGACCCCUAGGGGGCCACGGAGGAACUGCAGGGGGUCCAACAACUUAACAAGAAAUAAAGCUGGAGAUUGUAACGUUCCAGCUCGGCCUAACGUUACUCCUUCAAAGUUUCAUCAACCGUAAACACAUGUAGCUAAUAACCCGGUCAGGAAUUAUAGCAGAAAUAGAACACAUUCAAAAGUUAUUAUUAUAAUAACCCAGUCAGGAAUUGGUUAAUAAGGUGAAAUAAGCAGAAUAAAACACAUUCUAAAGUUAUUAUUAUAUAACCCAGUCAGGAAUUGGUUAAUAAGGUACGGAAGAGAAUAAGGGCAGGAGAAAAAUACAAAUAUUAUUUUAGAGGAGGAAGAUUU
This is a messenger RNA of Cololabis saira (Pacific saury), 4949 nucleotides long. It is a transcript of the gene fmn2b, whose product is annotated as formin 2b. NCBI's taxonomy places the organism in Eukaryota, Metazoa, Chordata, Actinopteri, Beloniformes, Belonidae. The transcript is spliced from 20 exons. The coding region runs from base 168 to 4526 and encodes 1452 amino acids. The record is from RefSeq and is a predicted model, not a curated record. Gene Ontology annotation, biological process: intracellular transport. Gene Ontology annotation, cellular component: nucleus; cytoplasm; endoplasmic reticulum membrane.